Prunus avium (sweet cherry) is the source of this 857-nucleotide messenger RNA. The record is from RefSeq and is a predicted model, not a curated record. Lineage: Eukaryota; Viridiplantae; Streptophyta; Magnoliopsida; Rosales; Rosaceae.
GACCCGAAUGUAACAGACAUUGAAAUGCUGAAGAGAACCGACGCAAAAAUUGGUUCUGAUGCAGAUUCUUUUAUCCCGAACUACCUGGAGGUUGUUCUUGGAUUCAAAAAUAGCAACAUCAUCGAAGUAGGCCCCCAAUACAAUGUGAGCGACUUCACGAGCAAACGUAUAUCUGCUGCCUUUCUUGAACUCCCAUUUGCGGAAGUGUUCAUCAACAAGAACUGCAAGGGGUAUACUUCCACUGCACUAAACCACAGAUUUGGAGGAUUCAGCUUUGCAUUCCAGCAAGGCUCUCCAAUAGCCAGGGAUUUCACUAAGGCCAUUCUAGAGCUAUUGGAGAAUGGAGAACUGAAGAAACUUCAAACACAUUGGCUGACCACACCCGAGGGGGAGUGUUCAAACAAUGCAAGUUCAGACACACCAGGAAGCUUGAGCCUCAAGAAUUUCUCCGGCCUCUUUGUAAUAACCAGCGUUACUUCCACCCUUUGUUUGCUCCUAUCUCUUGUUAUCUUGAGGAGGAAGUUUCAGCACCAAGAAGCAGACAAAGGCAAUGCAAGUCCAAGUCCAAGUCCAAGUCCAAGUCCAAGUGAUGGAAGUCUUUGGAACAGAACUGUUAGAAUAGCAGGAUUUAUUAAUCACAGUCUUAGCAUUCCAAAGGGAGCUCCAUCUUUUGCUAAUGUAGAGGAAUGGAGUUCUCCAUUAAGGUGGGAUUAUACCUCCACUUCCAACACUCCUGAGCAUCCACAGGCCUUGAUGGAGCCAGCACAAAUUGAAUUCAUUCCACAGGAAUCUAUAGAACAAAGGCAAUAGUAUAUGUAUAUUAGUGAAAAUUAACUCCAUACCAGAUUUUGUUUUUA